AAACGCUGCCUUUGCACCGCAGCAUGGUGGAGCCAUGGCGCUGAGGAGUUUACUGAACCCUUUAAAAGGGACAAAUCUUUGGGUUUUACAUUCGCAAAGCGGUCUUGGUGCUUGUGCUGUUCUGAGCAGUCCUGUCCAGGUUCGGGGAUAUGCCAAGAAAGUCGCUGUUAAGGGGAAGGGGAAGGGCGUGGUAAAGGACGUGCUGAAGGGUCCAGAAGUGUGCAAAGAUCCAGUGAAGCUCACAACGCAUGCCGUAGGAGUGAACGUCUACAAACAGGGGGAAGAUCCACCACUUAAGCCUAAAGAGGAAUAUCCAGAAUGGCUGUUUCACUUGGACCUUGGUCCCAUCAAGAAGCUCAGUGAGCUGGAUCCAGAAAGUCACGAAUACUGGAAACAGUUACGGAAGGAGCACAUGUGGCGUUUCAAUAGACUGCACAAGGGCAAAAAGUUUUGAGAAACUUUUCCAAGCCCUGACCAGACCAGGGUUUGAGGACUGCUGUAGAGCCUCGUGGAGAAAAGGAACCUGCUUAACUGGGACAGGUCAUUUCAGCCCCCCGUUUAACACACUGUCAAGACCACUCGCACUUGUAAUAAACUCUUUUUGGGUUUUGUGGAUGCUUUCUCAUCAGAUUUUUCCAUUAAGUCAUAACUAGCACCCUUAAAAAAGAGGGUUCUCCGAGGGUCCUUUAGUAAGGAAAAUGGUUCUAUAUAGAACUAUGAACACUCACAAUCCUUUGCAUAAUUAAAGGGUUCUUUGCAUCCUGAAAUUGUUCUUCAGAUUGAUGGAAAAGCACCAAAAAGGAUUCUUCUAUUGUUACAAGCUUCACAUCGUAACAAUAGAGGCACCCUUUUGCUGCUAUAUAGAAACAUUCUCAAAUGGUUCUGUAUGGAGUUGUACACAACAAAUUAUCCAUGGACGAUUCUGUAUAGAACCUUUUUGAAACGGGUUAUUAUUUUGUAACAAGCUCGACAUCAUAACAAUAGAAGAACCCUUUUUGGUGCUAUAUAGAACUCUUCGAAAAGGUUCUGUAUAGAACCAUACACAACUUCUCCAUCACUCUGAAGAACAAUUUCACAAUGCAGUGAAUUCUUUAAACAUGCAAAGUGUUCAUGUUUCUAUAUAGAACCAUUUUUUUUACUAAAGAAUCUUUGAAGGACCAUCAUUUUUAAGGUGUAGGCCAAAUAUUUAGGCCUGUUCAAUGGAAACGUGCCUCAGCUCUCCUCCAGUUGGACAGAGCUUGACUGUUGACCAAAUUCUCUGGCUAACUGCCACGUCCUGCUUCAUGAAAUCCCCCCUGGCUCUGUUAGGCUUGUGGGGCUGGCCUUUGUGGAUUGACAUUUAGGCCUCCUGCUUUGUGUAUCAUUUCACUGUGUUAUUUUGGGCUGUGGGGCAGUGGUCUUCCACCUGCAGACUUGUAGACCACCUAGAUUGUUUGCUAAUUGUGAGCUGCACUCAGGUGCAGGUGGACUACAGGACCGCACUUGGAAAACUACUGUUGGAAAUAUUGUCACUUCUUACGUGAGGUAUUGUUGAAAUAUGUUCAGUGUUUUAUUUCUAAAUAAAUAUCUCAAACAUAUUUAUCAGGCUACUGCAGAAGUGCUUAAUGCUUGAUGUGGAUUAAAUUUUGAUUUAAAAAAUUCACUACUUUUUGUAAUUCAGUCACUGAGAUGUAAAGAAAUUCAUUCAGAGUGGUUUAUUGUGGAGAAGCUUACAGACUCUGGUUUCUUUACAGUGGUGGUGAUAGGAACCGGGGGUCACAAUGUGUACAACACAAGUAUAGCCAUUUUAUUUACUUCUAAGUUUUUAUAUGUAAAAGCUGAUGAUGGUCAAAUGGUAAUCAGUCUGACUAGGAAAUAAAGUUAGGCCAAAACGUGGUCUCAAAACUUUGGAAAAACGAUGUAUUAGGCAGCCUGUUUGUAAACAUUUCAUGUCAUUUCAUGUCAUUUCAUGUCAACAUUUCAUUCAAUGCUUCAGACGUCUGGUUCCUAUCACCACCACUAUGAGUAAUUCUGACUCUGAAGGGUUCCUAAAAAUGGAACCUUUCACAUCAAAUUUUAAUCAUGUCAGUAUUUAAUUAAAAUUGUGGAAAAUUAGUGGAAUUUCCCCUUUAACUGAAUAUUAGCAGAAUGUGUUACUUCACAUUUAAGCUGCUAUUCUUCACUUACGUUCUUAGUAUAAAUGAAUGUUUAUAUUAAGUUAAGGUUUUUUUUCCAUCUUUAUGUUUAUUAUAGAAAGGAUUUUAUUUUAUUUUAUUCCUUUGCCUGUUUACCUUUUCACACUGAUUCAUCAUAUUUUUCUGGGCUGUGAGUCACAUCACUUCUUUUCAGUGUUCUCUUUUACUACAGAUCAGUGAUAUUACAAAGUCUGAUUCAUCUCAGGCCGAGUUUCUGUAUUUCGCUCCCUUCUUGCCUUUUACUGCACUAUUUCCGGUUUCAUGGAAUUCCCCUCCUGCUCUGAUAAAUGAUUCAAAUUAUUAGCUGUUAUUAGUGGCUCAUAUUUCAUUCAGUAUUUUCAAAGGUUGCUCCUACCAAAGUCCACAUUUUACCGGGUUCCUUUUUUUCUUUUUGGGUUUUUAAGUCACAGUGUAGGAUUUCAACUCCUGCAAGUAAAAACUUUGGGAUAAAACUUUGAUUGGUAUGAACUUAAUUGAUGUCUAAUUAGUGGAAAGUGAAUUGUUAUUAUGUUAUUGUAAAAAAUGUUCUUACAUGUAAAACAAAGUGUGCAGUGUAGUAGGGGAACGCCAGGGGCUGCUUGCAUAAAACAUCUUAAGUUGUUUAUCUUAAGUCACUCCUUGUGGAUAAGAGAUCAUUAAAGGCUACAACAGGCAUUUAA
Messenger RNA from Pygocentrus nattereri (red-bellied piranha), 2833 nucleotides. It is a transcript of the gene mrpl54, whose product is annotated as mitochondrial ribosomal protein L54. Gene Ontology annotation, cellular component: mitochondrial large ribosomal subunit. The transcript is spliced from 3 exons. NCBI's taxonomy places the organism in Eukaryota, Metazoa, Chordata, Actinopteri, Characiformes, Serrasalmidae. Bases 35 to 454 code for a protein of 139 amino acids. Gene Ontology annotation, molecular function: structural constituent of ribosome. The record is from RefSeq and is a predicted model, not a curated record.